UGCAUUAGACAGGUUGUUCUCUGGUUGUUUUGGACCAGAUGUCACAGAUGUUAUGCGUUGAAUUUUAGAGUGAAGGCGUAAUUUGCUUCCAUCAAAUUGUUACUAAUGUAUUAUUGGAAGAAUGGCGUCAGAUUUAACGUUAGACUUCGAAGAUCAUCUAGAUCAUCAGGAUACAACAAUGAGUAACGUUGUUUCGGGGAACAUAUGCAUUGACCAGGAUGGUGAAUGGGACAUCAGCCUGUUUGAUGAGCUGGAGGGCCUUGGGGAUGCGGAUGAGCUCCUGAGAGCUCUAGAGGGGGUUGCCUAUGCCGGCGAGGUCCCUGAUUUGGACUUUGACAUGGACCUGCCUCGCUGGGGUCCAGACACCAGUGGAGAUGCCAGCAGCACCUGCACAGAUGGUGACGUGACUGCGGCUUCGUUCUCUCCAGCGCACACCGUCAGCUCCGUGCCCUCCCCCACGUCCUUGGAGGCCCACUCGCCCAACUCCUUCUCGGACGAAGCUCUCUCUCCCCAGCCUCAGGCGUCACCGCUCUCUGUCUGCUCAGACUCCAGUGGCUUCUCAGAGCUGCCCCCUGAAAGACCACCACCCAAGAGGACCAAUCCGACUCCCAGAGCCAAGCCAGUGAAGAGGCCCAUUCAGCCGAGCCCUAAGGUGUCCAUCCAGCCCCGGCCUGUGAUCACAGCUGUGCCCCUGCCCACAGCCGCCGCUGCCUCCCUGCAGGCCAAAACCAUCAUCCUGCAGCCCCUACAGUCCCUCCAGUCUCUGCAGCCUGUGCUGCCUUUGGUCAAGCCUGCCAGGGUCACCAUUCAACCAGCUCCCCCUGCAGCUCGUCCUAUGAUAUUGCCCCAGCCCACUCAGGUGCUCCACAUCCAAACAGCGCAGACCGUCCCGACCAGAGUGGUUACCAUGCCAACGCUGGCUCUGGACCCACGCAUACCUGCUGCAGCCCCACCUGUGGUCACCAUGACGCUCCAGAGUCCAGCCUCCGUCCAAAGCUCUACCCACAGCUCUGAUGACGACUCGAAUGCAUCACGCCGGCAGAUGCGCAUGAUCAAGAACCGCGAGUCGGCGUCGCUCUCGCGCAAGAAGAAGAAGGAGUACCUGCUGACGCUGGAGGCCCGCCUGAAGAUGGCGCUGUCCGAGAACGCCCAGCUCAAGAACGAGAACGGCACCCUCAAGCAGCAGCUGAACGGCCUCAUGAGCGAGAACACUGUUUUGAAAGCCACUGCUCCCAAGAGGCGGGCUGUGUGUCUCAUGGUGCUUGCGGUCUUCCUGGUUUUCAACAUGGGACCAAUGAGUCUGUACACAGACUCUGAUGGUUCUAAAGUUCCAGCAAGCAGAGUGCACACCGGAAGACAUCUGCUGGAAUUGCCGGAUCCACACACACCUGAGGAAGUGCUGGUGUCCAGCAGUGUGGAGGAGUCUGUGGCGGAGGAGAAGGCUCUGAUGGUGGUGAGGAAGAGCCCGCUGGUGUUCGGCACCCCGCCCCCCUGCCAGCCACCCGUCAACAGGACGAAGUGCAUCAAGCUGGCUCAUGAGCUGAGAGGCUGGGUGCACAGGCACGAGGUGGAGCAAACCAAGAGCAGACGGCAGAGUAACACACAGACCAAGAGCAGAACCAUCCUGAAGGAGAGUGGGAAUAAGGAUGAGGUGACCCAGAUUCUGCCCGUCCAGUACACAGACUCAGCAGAGAGAAGUUCAGGUAAUGAGCUGCAGGUGUAUUAUGCCCCGCACCGCACCUACAACGACUUCUUUGAUGAGAUCAACCGAAGGGGAGACACCUUCUACGUGGUAUCUUUCCGCCGGGAUCAUCUGCUGCUUCCUGCCACCAGCCACAACAAAGGAAGACGGCCCAAGAUGUCUGUGUUGCUGCCAGCCAUGAACAUCAAUGAUAGUGUCAUUAAAGACAAGGAGUUUGAGGUGAUGAUGCAGAUCGACUGUGAAGUGAUGGACACCCGCAUCCUGCACGUCAAGACCUCCAGUAUCCCACCGUUCCUGCGCGCCAAUCAGACCCACAACGACACGGUCUACCACCCCAGCCCUGCCGGCGCCCAGGCCCCCCCCACCGUCAGCGUGCUGGUUGGCUCCGCAUAGCCUCCCGCCAUGCCAGCCAGCUGAUCAACUACUGUGAUCAAGUCGACAGACAAUUCAAAAUAUAAUAAUAAUAUUAUUUUUGUUUUCCAAAUAAAUCCAUGAAGAAUAUCAUGUAUAUAUUUUUCUCCCCUUACGCUGUAGCCAGGAUAUGCAAUAUGCAAUCUCAGUGCAACUGACCUUUUCUUUAUGACUUUGGGUGUUUAUUUUUAUUUUUUUGGUGUUGGACCCUCUUGAUUAUGUUUGUUAUUUGUUACUUGGUUGCUUGUCAGGGAAUCAGGGUUGGGAUGGGAUUGGAGUGAAGGUGGUUGUGGUAGCGGUCUCCCCCCAGGAGGUUCGGGGCUUAAGGCGGCCCCAGACAUGUCCCUCCUGUCCUCCACCACCCCCACCCACCCAUCACCUUUCGUCAGUUUGCAUUUCCCUCACCGGUGUCGGGGUGGGAGGUGUUGGUAGGGGGUUGGGGGUAGAGGGUGUCCCAUACCAGGAGUCUGGGGGGCCGCAGUGAAGCCAUACACCCUCCUCCUCCUCCUUCUCCUCCACCAGCAGGGUAAUUGGUGAGUGACAGCAGGAGGUGUGGAGUGAACCCUGACUCACCCCUCGCUCAUAGCUUGCAUACCUCCAGUCCUGCUGUUGACGUGUGGCCAUUUUAGAUUUUAGAAGUAUGGGCGAGUUCCAGACAAUGAGUUUAGGCCAACAGUGCAUCAGCCCUAUCACCACUAGAAAGCAGCAGCGUUGGGUUGUGGCUGUGGGUAUCCAAGUGUCCCUGGUGACGAGGGUGAUGCACGCCUGUGGGCCAUCAACACAUCACAGUGGGGGUCUCCUAAUUCUGCUCUUGGUCUCAGGUAAAUGUAUCUGAACUCUUACCAUUCUGUCAGGGAUGGUUCAAGCCACUUUGUUUUUUCGAGUUGCUGUAUUGUUUUGUGUGUGUGCUUGUUUUACUCGUUUUGAUUGUUACACGGUGCGUUUAUUAUAGACUAUAUUUUGUUGUUGGUUUGCACUGGGUUCGCUUUGACAGACAGGAUGUCUUUUGAAGAAAAAAAUAUAAUUUAUGAAGUUGUAUUAACAUCUUAAGGGACUGCCCACAAUAGCUCUGUUUAUUAGUCGAGAAGAAAAUAAGCUCUGCUUCAAUUAAAUAUAUUUCUAUUCUGAA
Molecule: messenger RNA, 3242 nt
Organism: Sardina pilchardus (European sardine)
Lineage: Eukaryota; Metazoa; Chordata; Actinopteri; Clupeiformes; Clupeidae
Gene: atf6
Product: activating transcription factor 6
Exons: 16
Coding region: 122-2095 (657 amino acids)
Biological process (GO): endoplasmic reticulum unfolded protein response; regulation of transcription by RNA polymerase II
Cellular component (GO): nucleus
Molecular function (GO): DNA-binding transcription factor activity, RNA polymerase II-specific; RNA polymerase II cis-regulatory region sequence-specific DNA binding
Source: RefSeq, a predicted model, not a curated record